This is a messenger RNA of Colletotrichum graminicola M1.001, 5322 nucleotides long. Its product is annotated as SNF2 family domain-containing protein. The record is from RefSeq and is a predicted model, not a curated record. The coding region runs from base 1 to 5322 and encodes 1773 amino acids. Gene Ontology annotation, molecular function: ATP-dependent chromatin remodeler activity; histone binding; ATP hydrolysis activity. Gene Ontology annotation, cellular component: Swr1 complex. The transcript has a single exon. NCBI's taxonomy places the organism in Eukaryota, Fungi, Ascomycota, Sordariomycetes, Glomerellales, Glomerellaceae.
AUGAACAAGACCGCGUCUCUCGAGCCCGCGCAUACAACUUCCGAGGCCAUCGACUCCCAACGCGAUGAACAAACCGCGCUCCCCGCUCAAUAUGAUACCGACCCGCCCUCAUCGCCGCUUGAAUCCCUCGGAUCCGACGAGUUCAGGGAUCAACUAACGCCCAACGGCAACGACUUCAUCGGCUUUGGCCUGCGCUCUCCGACACCACCACCACCACCACCACGAUCAUCCUCCUCGUCCCCAUCACCCCCGCCUCCCGACUCUGCCAACGAAGAUGAAGAUGGACGUCCCUCGAAACGUCGUCGCGUCUCGACGCCCCCCGCGCCUGGCUCCGGCCAGAAAAAGAAGUACAUUUCUCCACCGUGGAAGAAGGUCGCGGCCGACGGCCCGACGACCUUCAUCGACAACGGUAGACGGAAGUCUGGUCGCAUCAACACGAUUCCCCUCGAGCUCCAUCCACCAUCUGGCAAGCGGAUUACACGCGGGGCUUUGCACAGCAGUCCUCCAUCGAAGAACAAGUAUGCUUCAACCAACGGUCAUGCGACGACACCUAUAACAAACGGGACAUCAAAGACUCCCUCGCGGAAGCCGUUAGCGACUAAACCCGCACCGCCCCCCUCAGCCCGAGCCUCCGGUCGAAGGUCAACUGCGAACGAGACGAAGCCAACACCACGGUCAACGCGCAAAUCAUCGCCUUCCCCGCAUACACAACCAACGAGGCAAUCUACACGAACAAGGAGGGGCCGCCGUGGGUCCGUUGAUGAUACCACAGCGACAACAUCCCCUGGUAGCCCGAAUCACACUCGAAUUAAGCUGCGUGUCCGCAUGACCGACCUUCCCGUCGUUCAUCCCGGGCAGGUUGGCAAGCGGGAAAGGAUUGGGCCUACUUUCGAAGAAUACUGGGAAAAGGCACAGACAAUACCUGUCGAGGAAGGUGGCGUUUUUGUACCUGAAGAUGGCCCAAGCUACACCGACGAGAUGGCUCAAAGGGAUGCCCAGGUCAUAUUGCGCGUUGAGCAUGCUGUUGAGCCCGGCGGCAUUCUCUCACAGGAGCGUUGCUCCCUGUUCGUACCCGAGGCCGAAGAAGAGCCCCCCCGGCAGUGGGCUCAUGCAGACCAUAUGGUUAAGGCUAUGGCCAACUUCCGAAAGCUAAUGGUCGCAGAACAGCAGAGGCACCGAGCCCAGGCAAAGAAGAUAGCCGAAGCUUGUAGGGAUGCCUGGCUUCGGCGUCAACCCAAGUCAGCUGAAGAACUCGAAGCCGAGGCUAGGCUUAUAUGGAUUGGCCGUUACAGAGUGGUGGUCAAAAGCAUGUUUGGCACAUGGGAAAAUGUCCGUCAUGAGAUCAAUCGCCGACGAAUGCAGGAAUGGGAAGCGGAGGAACAGCGCCGAGUCAAAGCCGCGCUUCAGCAGGCAGUCAACUUGUCAGAGCAGAAGUUACAGGCACGGCGUGCACAAGCCGAUUCCGACCUCUCCGAUGAGGAUGAACUCGAUGACGACGAAGACCUCGACGGCCUUGAUAGCGAUUUGGAUGGCAGUCAAGCCAUGUCGGUGGAUGCGGACGAUGACGAUUCGGGCAAUGAGAACGACGACGAUAUGUCAUCUUCAGAAGAAGAAGAAGGGGGCGAAGAUCACACUGGGGACGCUAGUGAUGAAAUGCUCACGCAAGAGCAACUAAUCGAAAAAUACUCAAACCUGCCGGACUUGUCUCCUGACGAGCAGACUGGGAGCAUGCUCGCCAACGGUAUGGAGUCAACCGCACAAUCCACGGCAGUCGCUACCGAUGCUGGUGAAGACGAUACCAGCGAUGAGUCUAUCGACAUGGACGACGACAUGGGGUCCACAGAUAUGGAUGACAGCGACGAAGGCUCUGAAGCAGUCGAAGAAUCUGAGGAUGACGAAGGCGAAGAGCCUGCAGGACUGCUGGGGAUGCUGUUUGGGAAGUCCGAACUGCAGAAGAUCAAGAAUGAACCACCACCCGACGAUGUUCAGGUUAACGAUAGCGAUACUCCACCUGCAACAACGUCCGCGCCGUCACCAAAUGCCGAGGCCUCUUCUAACUUUAGAGACGAGGUGGUCGAAGACGAGGACGAGGUGUCACUGAUCCAGCACCCGGGUGUUUUCAUGAACAGCGAUGAGAUGGAAAUUGACGAUUCGGCACAAGCGCGAGUGGUUGUAUCUGCGGCUGAGGCUACGAGCGAUGUGGUUAAGAGAGCCGAUGAAGUUAUUUCCGAGCAGACAGAUGUAUCACCAUCACCGCCGAAAGUAAACCAAGAAUCGGAAAAUGGUACGGACGAGAACAAGCCUCCAGCCGAGACGAUGAAACUGCCCAGUGCUGCCGAUAUAACGGACGCACAAAUCGUCGCCGAGGACGUUGAAAUGGCAGAUGCGCCGCCAAAGUCGGCGGACAUUCCGAAUUCUGCUCUGGCAUCCGCUGCACCUGCAAUUCCGGCAAAGCACACCACUCCCGAUACAGACAUUGUCACCGUUCCGCCGAGUCCCGAGCAAAGUCACUCACCACCUACUUCUGACACGAAACCCUCGGAGGUGGACACAAUGUCCCUAGCGACACCAGGGGUGAAGGACCUUGUCAGUCGAUCAGCCUCGCCACACCAACAACAAGAACAAAAGACGGAAAUUCCGUUUCUUCUUCGUGGAACUCUCCGAGAAUACCAACACGACGGCUUGGACUGGCUCGCCGGAUUGUACGCCAACAAUACCAACGGUAUUCUCGCAGAUGAGAUGGGCCUUGGCAAAACGAUACAGACCAUUUCGCUUCUCGCCCACCUCGCGUGCCAUCACGAAGUAUGGGGCCCGCAUCUUGUCAUCGUGCCAACGAGUGUGAUGCUGAACUGGGAGAUGGAGUUCAAAAAGUGGUGUCCGGGCUUCAAGAUCCUAUCCUAUUAUGGAACGCAAGAAGAGAGAAGACGGAAGCGACAAGGCUGGAACAACGACGAUGUGUGGAAUGUAUGCAUCACAUCGUACCAACUCGUCAUCCAAGACCAGCAAGUCUUCAAGCGGCGACGGUGGCAUUACAUGAUUCUUGACGAAGCUCACAACAUCAAGAACUUCAAAUCACAGCGCUGGCAGACCCUACUUGGAUUCAAUACCCACUCCCGCCUUCUUCUGACCGGCACUCCACUUCAAAAUAACCUUACGGAGCUAUGGUCGCUUUUGUUUUUCUUGAUGCCCGCCGAAAAUGGCGUCGGGGGUUUCGCAGACCUACAAGAAUUCCACGACUGGUUCCACAAGCCCGAGUCCCAGAUCCUGGAAAACGGCCGCGAGACGAUGGAUGAGGAAGCCCGUGCCAUCAUCUCCAAGCUGCACAAGGUUCUGAGACCGUACCUUCUCCGACGACUCAAGGCAGACGUCGAGAAGCAGAUGCCAGCCAAGUACGAGCACGUAGAAUUUUGCCGCCUGUCGAAACGCCAGCGCGAGCUUUACGAUGGCUUUUUGGCCCGGACCGAAACUCGCGAGACUCUCUCCUCCGGUAAUUAUCUUUCCAUCAUCAACUGUCUCAUGCAGUUGCGGAAGGUCUGCAACCACCCUGACCUGUUUGUCGAUCGCCCAAUCAUGACAUCUUUUAGGAUGCAGAAGUCUGUUCCCGCAGAGUAUCAAGUCACCGACCAAUUCCUACAGCGGUCUUUGCUUGCAGUAGAGCCAAUGUCUAUGGUUAGCCUAGGGGUUCUCAACAUGAUUCCAACACAGCAUGAGAACAUGUCAAACACAACGGCAGAGCGAAUCUCACAGCUCAGUUUGCAUAGGGUGCUCAUGGAGCUGCGGGAGGCUCAGAACACCAGGGCACACCUCGCCCGAACAAAUCUUGAUCCAUCGACUGUCCAAUCUAACAUCAUGUACCUGGACAGUCUUGCUCGAUGGCGUCGUUUUGAGGAGCUACAGCACAGCGUCUACUUGAACGCACUUCGUGGUCAACGACGACCGAUCUACGGCAAGCGGCUGAUUGACUUUCUGACGCUUGGGCUGGAUAUUCGACCCCGAAAGCCCAAGCCAAGAGUCCCCAAUCAAAUACUGAACUGGUUUGCACAAGAUUCCGACUUCCUUCGCGCCGUUAUCCAUACUGCGGAUGAACGAGCCGACUCAAUGCAAACAACCAUCCAGAAGUUUGCAUGCGUCACCCCGGCUGUCAUCACCCGCGACAUGAACGAGGUCAUUUUGGGUAGAAAGGCUGCACAGGCCUUCACGGACGAAGACCUCAAGUUGUCUGCGCCAGUUCGAUGGGCCCCGUUCAUGCCCAAGCAGGCGCCCAUUGACCCCUGGCAUGAGUCUCGCAUGCGUCUCAGCAUCCAGUUCCCCGAUAAGAGACUGCUGCAGUACGACUGUGGAAAGCUUCAAGCCUUAGACAAGCUCCUUCGCAAGCUGCAGGCUGGCGGUCAUCGCGCCUUGAUCUUCACGCAGAUGACCAAGGUGUUGGACAUUUUGGAGCAGUUCCUCAACAUCCACGGGCACAAGUACCUCCGUCUUGACGGCGCGACAAAGAUUGAGCAGCGGCAGAUUCUCACGGACCGAUUCAAUCAUGACCCGAGGAUUCUUUGCUUCAUCCUGUCGACGCGUUCAGGUGGUUUGGGAAUCAACCUCACCGGCGCGGACACAGUCAUCUUCUACGACCAAGAUUGGAAUCCAGCCAUGGACAAGCAAUGCCAGGAUCGAUGCCAUCGUAUCGGUCAAACCAGGGACGUGCAUAUCUACAGACUGGUCAGCGAGCAUACAAUCGAAGCCAACAUCCUGCGCAAGGCGUCACAAAAACAGAUGCUCGAUGACGUUGUCAUCCAAGAGGGUAGCUUUACCACGGACUACUUCAACAAGCUAUCGGUACGCGAUGUCCUCGGCACCGAAGGCAACGACCUGGUCGACGAUGCUGCCAAUGCUGCCAUGGACCGUCUCCUGGGUGGAGUCGACAGCGGGCCUUCGAGAAGCGUGGGCGAGGACCUCAAGCAGGCCGAAGAUCAGGAAGAUGUGGAAGCUGCCAAGGCCGCGGAGAAGGAACUCCAAGAAGACGACGCUGAGUUCCAAGAAAAGAGCGGGGCACCCUCAGGGGCUUCGAGCACCCGACAAGGCACACCGCGGGAUGACUUUACCGCCCAGUCGAGCGGGCCCGGUCCCUCGGGUCUGGGCCGGUUCUCAGAGUCUGCUGCGCCUGACGAGGCUGCGGCGGAGAUCGAACAUAACGCUUGGGGCGAGCGGAUGUACAACAUUGACGAGUACAUGCUCCGGACAAUGGCGGAACAACUCAAGGGCACGGCGCUCGAUCUGCCCAAGGACAAGAAGAAAAGUAAGAAGAAGGGUCGAGACACACGCAAGCGGUAG